Messenger RNA from Apiotrichum porosum, 651 nucleotides. RefSeq lists its product as uncharacterized. Bases 1 to 651 code for a protein of 216 amino acids. NCBI's taxonomy places the organism in Eukaryota, Fungi, Basidiomycota, Tremellomycetes, Trichosporonales, Trichosporonaceae. The record is from RefSeq and is a predicted model, not a curated record. The transcript has 4 exons.
AUGGCCGACCCCAUCAAGACCGGAAACAGGCGGCCCCGACGCAAGCCCAAGCGCCCCUCGGACGCCGCCGAGGGAGACGUCAAGGUCGCUGCUGCCAAGGUCGCCCAGAAGCCCAAGCCCAAGGCCGUCAACAAGAAGGCCAAGUCCAAGGCUCAGGACAAGCCCAAGGCUGCUCCCAAGCCCAACGUCGAGUACCACUCGUCUUCGGAGGACGAGGGUGAGGCCAAGGACGACACUGCUGCUACCACUGCCGCUGUCGACGCCGACGCCGACGCCGACUCCACUGGCUCCCCCGACGAGGCUGGCCCUUCGAAGACGAAGAGGAACCGCCGCAAGCCCAAGGGCAAGAAGGGAAAGGUCUUCCUCGAGGACAAGGCUGGUCUCCUCUCGCUGCUCGACAACGUUACCGCCUCCAAGGAUGCCGUCAUUGCUGCCAAGCAAGAGAAGGAGCGUGGCCGUGUUGCCGCCGCUGAGAAGCGUGAUGACGCCAAGAAGCCCAACAGGAAGGCUCAGGACAGGGCAAAGGCGCUGACCGCGGCCAAGAACGCUAUCCAUGCAAAGGACAUUGAGAAGCGGAGAAGGCGCAAGGGCAAGACCACCGAGGUCGCCGAGCCUGCGAAGAAGGAGAAGAAAAGGGUCGGCUUCGCGUAG